AUGGCGGAGGAGUAUCAUUUCAGUGACGAUGACGAGGGGGAUGCUCUAUUGGAUCGCGCCUAUGACCGGUGGGAACAGUUGGGAGGGGCUGCCGCCCGUGGCCCUCUCUUUCAAUUCACCAUGCAACCCAUGGGUCGACGACGCCGCUGGCGUGAUAUGGUGGAACGCGCCCAAUUCAAUGCGCAAUUACGGCAAUUGCGGGAUCCUGUCCCUGGGGAUAAUAUUGGCAUGGCUUUGACCGAAGCGUUACACCAAGCCAUUGAAACGGAACUCGGCCGCGAGCAGCGACCCGCCCAUCAUUUUGUCAAUUUUGCCAUCACGGCUCAUGGGUUCACCCACGCUUAUCAAACAGCCAAUUUUACGGUGGGGGAGUUUUUACAACCUACGGCUCGUUUGGAUGAGAUGUUGGCCACCCUGGCUGGCAAGUUGAAUAGCAAUGAAGCCUUCAACCCCGAUCGUGGGUUCCAAGUGGAUGUGGUGUUUGUCUCCAUGCCCGGUCCAGGGUCCGGUCGACAUAAACAACGCAAUGUGGGACGUCUAUGCCUGGAUCGAGACAAUAAGAAAAAGAAAUGCAUCAUCCCCAUCCGAAACAGAGAUGCCCUAUGUUGUGCUCGCGCUAUCGUCACCAUGCGAGCCCAUUGCCAUAAAGAUCAAGGCGUGGACGGGUUUCGCGACUGGGACAAUCUUAAACGUGGCCGUCCUGUGCAGCAACGUCAAGCCCAGGUACUCCAUCAGCAAGCGGGAGUCGCGGAGGGUCCCUGUGGUUUACCCGAGCCGCGUCAAUUUCAACAGGCGUUGGGGCCUCACUAUCAAUUGCUGGUGAUGACCCGCAUGAAACCGUUUUUUCUGAUCUUCAAAGGACCUGACGCUCCUCAUCCGAUACGUUUACUCAAAUCCAACGAUCAUUUUGAUGGUUGCACGUCCUUUCCUGCUUUUGUCAACCGCUCCUAUUAUUGCCUGGACUGUGAACGAGGGUUCAACACCAACGAUCGGACCAGUCACACUUGUCAAGGGAGACGCUGUCGUGCUUGUGGGCGCUUUGAUUGUCAGGAUUAUGUGCGUGGCACCCGCCCCACGGAGUAUUGCCCCUUAUGUCACCGCAAGUUUUACGGUGACCAUUGUAUGCAUCAUCAUGUGGUCAGCCAGCAAUGUCAAUCCAUCAAAACAUGUCUCAAGUGUCAAGCCCAGUACACGGUCGUCCCUAACAAACGUCACCAGUGCGGGUAUGCCAAGUGUCCCGUCUGUCACAAAUGGGUGCCCAUCCAGGACCACAAGUGUUACAUUCAACCCGUGGUAGAGAAUGAGGAAGAAGAGUCUGAACCAACAGAGGAGGGGGGAGGUGGCAUGGUGGCGCCACCCCCUCCCCUGUUUGGUUAUGCAGAUUUUGAAGCCAUGCAGAAUGCGGAAGGCGUGUUUGUGGCCAAUUUGUUGUGUUAUUCGUCUAGUGAAGAAACCACCAUUCAUGUGUUGGACGGGGAAGACUGUGCCCUACAAUUUUUGCGCGAUUUGGAUGAUCUCACCGAGGUCCCGGACAGCGAGAGUGAGCGGAACAUUCUCGUG
This is a messenger RNA of Porites evermanni, 1560 nucleotides long. Lineage: Eukaryota; Metazoa; Cnidaria; Anthozoa; Scleractinia; Poritidae. The record is from the annotation of a GenBank genome assembly.